AUGGCAGCACGACCAAAAAUCACGUUAUACGUUGAUACAGUCAGCCCUUUUGCUUAUGAGGCUUAUUGGAUUUUCAGGCAUGAUCCUACAUUCUCGAGAUGCAACAUCGAAUACAUACCUGUAUUCCUGGGUGGCAUCAUGAAAGACGUUGGGAACAAUCCACCUAUCAACAUCAAAAAUAAAGAUAAAUGGAUCGACCGUGAUCGUCUUCAUUGGGCAUCUGUCUUCAAUAUUCCCAUGUCUUCUAAAACACCAGUCGGCUUUCCUCACAUGACGCUUGGGAUUCAACGCGCGUUAGGUGUGUUGCCAUUCUUGUUUCCGGAGGGGAAUGAAGCGCACGAGAUUUUAUGUCAAUGUCUAGAUCGUGUGUAUGAAAUGUAUUGGGUGGAGGGGAAGAAUAUCACGGCUCCUGGGGUCUUCGAAGAGGUGCUUCAGAAUUUGAUUGGGGAGGAAAAGAAGGAGUUGGUAUUGAAGGAGAUUGCGGGGAAGGGUAAAGAGGCGGUGCUGAAAAAUAAUGAGAGAGCGGUACGGGAUGGGGCUUUUGGGUUACCUUGGAUGGUAUGCACGAAUUCCGCAGGUGAAACGCGGGGAUUCUGGGGCGUGGAUCAUUUAGCACAAGUGGUGGAUUUCUUAGGGUUGGAGAGAACAAAGAGUAGAGCUUGGAAAGCUUAUCUUUGA
Messenger RNA from Botrytis deweyae, 678 nucleotides. RefSeq lists its product as uncharacterized. Gene Ontology annotation, biological process: glutathione metabolic process. Bases 1 to 678 code for a protein of 225 amino acids. The transcript has 4 exons. Gene Ontology annotation, cellular component: mitochondrion; peroxisome. NCBI's taxonomy places the organism in Eukaryota, Fungi, Ascomycota, Leotiomycetes, Helotiales, Sclerotiniaceae. Gene Ontology annotation, molecular function: glutathione peroxidase activity; glutathione transferase activity. The record is from RefSeq and is a predicted model, not a curated record.